Molecule: messenger RNA, 427 nt
Organism: Angiostrongylus costaricensis
Lineage: Eukaryota; Metazoa; Nematoda; Chromadorea; Rhabditida; Metastrongylidae
Source: the annotation of a GenBank genome assembly
AAUACUAUUUAACACACCCGUGGUGCCGAUUUCUUGCACUCUUUCUUUCCAGGCAACCAAAAUCACCGAAGCCGAAUUUUUCCCUUUCGCCGAGAAGAUCUUGGACUCCGCAUUUCAGACGCCGUUCUCAGUAAUAUGUCGACAAGAAAACAGAAAUAUAGUGGGUAUUGCACUGAAUUCCGUUCGCCGACGUGAUGACAUUGCAGUUGAGAAUCCUUUUGGAAAGUCUGAACGUCGUCCUGAGAUCGAUGCCAUUGCUUCAAUAUGUGAAGUUAUACACAGCAACGUAUGGGAAUUACUCGACGCAAAAAUAAAUACUGUGCUUGAAUUAGAUAUUCUCAGCGUCGCGUCUUCAUUUCAACGACGGGGUAUCGCCAGUGAAAUGCUGGAUAAACGAAAAUCCAUGGAGCUUCUGCAGGUCGUGUAA